This is a messenger RNA of Mytilinidion resinicola, 942 nucleotides long. RefSeq lists its product as uncharacterized. The record is from RefSeq and is a predicted model, not a curated record. The transcript has a single exon. Lineage: Eukaryota; Fungi; Ascomycota; Dothideomycetes; Mytilinidiales; Mytilinidiaceae. The coding region runs from base 68 to 844 and encodes 258 amino acids.
GAGCACAUCACUCAAUGGCAAGCGAGAUCAUGCAGACUUAUAACAAGGCAGUAUUCUUCUUCUCGGGAUGGCAGGCAAGAGAAACUUUCUGGACCUUCCCAGAGAGCUUCGCGACCUUAUCUACGAGCACGCACUCCAGGUUCCCGGAGCGAUCAUCAUAUACACGAAGCCACACCAGUUCAUGGGAGUCGUUUGGGCUGCGAAGAAUAUUAGAGAGAAGAGUGUCGGGCCGCCUGAACCAGUGCCUCUAGCAUCAGUCUUGUCUACAAGCAUGAUGCGAACAUGCCGCCAAUUUCACGCAGAGUGUAGUCCAAUACUAUAUGGAAGCAACAAUUUCCGCCUUUAUACGCCAGAAGGAGAUUUUGCAUCCGCCCGCUAUGCCCCUCUCGUCCGCCAUGUUACACUUGGAAGCAGUCCCUUUGCCCCGGAGGCCUUGAUCGAUCCUACCAACGGAGGCGCUGACUGGGAAAGCAAGUUCUGGCCAAGGGUGGUCUGGGGCUGUCAAAGGUUGCUUAGGGUGUUUCCCAAUUUGCAAGACAUGACGUUUCUUUUACAUGCCACUGGCGUUGAUGGUGUCGUCUACCGACCCUACUUCAUCGACUUUGGGAAUCCAGACCGCGCCGAGCGUGUUAAAGCGACAGCAGCGUGGUUUAAGGAAAGAUGCUCGUUUGGCAAUGAGAAUCUACGACGCUGCUUACAUCUACAGCUCGCCCCUCCCCCUCCACGCACUUCCCGCACUGAAGCUUUGUCUCCUUCUGACUACGAGCCGUGGGACAUCUCCGAGUUUUAUGAGGCGUUUGAAUUGAUGAAGGAACAAGCAACGAGUUCACGGCUUGAUUUCUGAUGCCAUCCCAAGCAGCUUACCCCUGGCGUAUUUCAAUUGGUGGCUGUGCUUGUUAGCUUUGCUGCGCCUUCAUGCUAUUAUUAUGUAGGAUAGCCACC